This is a messenger RNA of Neogale vison (American mink), 2340 nucleotides long. RefSeq names its product ABO, alpha 1-3-N-acetylgalactosaminyltransferase and alpha 1-3-galactosyltransferase (gene ABO). Gene Ontology annotation, cellular component: Golgi apparatus; membrane; vesicle. The transcript has 8 exons. Bases 147 to 1226 code for a protein of 359 amino acids. Lineage: Eukaryota; Metazoa; Chordata; Mammalia; Carnivora; Mustelidae. The record is from RefSeq and is a predicted model, not a curated record. Gene Ontology annotation, molecular function: glycoprotein-fucosylgalactoside alpha-N-acetylgalactosaminyltransferase activity. Gene Ontology annotation, biological process: carbohydrate metabolic process.
AGAAGGGAGCCGGGACUUUGUUCCUCGGGUUGGUCUGGAUCUGAGCCUAAGGUCUGAGCUGCGCUUAGCUUCUGCCCAGGAGCCCUCCACCUCCGAUCCCGGCCUCUGCUUCCAGGGCACCUGGCCCGUGGGUCCUCAGAGGAGCCAUGGACCCCAGAGGUUCCUGGGGAAAGAGCGCCAACCUCUGGCUGUGCGGGCUCCUGCUCUUCGCCGCUCUCCUGGGCUUCUACAGCAAUGUUUUCAGCCUGAUUCCCGGAUGGGGGCAGAGAAGAGCAUCUCAAAGCCAGGAUGACCACCCUGCGGUCCCACAGCCGAAGCCAUCCAGCGAAAGUGACUGCCACCGGGACACCUGCAGAGUCCCUGAGGUACCCAGGCUGGCUUACCCCAAGGCCCAGGUCCUCAGUCCCAUGAGGGCGGAUGUGCUGGUCAUGACCCCCUGGUUUGCUCCCAUCGUCUGGGACGGGGUCUUCGACUCGACCGUGCUGGAUGCGCAGUUCAGAAACACCACCAUCGGGCUGAGCGUGUUUGCCAUCAAAAAGUACGUGGUCUUCCUGGAGCUGUUCCUGCAGACGGCGGAGAGGUACUUCAUGGUGGGACACAGGGUCACCUACUACGUCUUCACCGACCGGCCAGCCGAUGUGCCCAGCGUGCCCCUCGCCGAAGGGAGGCAGCUGGUGGUCCUCGAGGUCCGGAACUACGCGCGCUGGCAGGAGGUGUCCAUGCACCGCAUGGAGAUGAUCAGCAAUUUCUCGCGGCAGCGCUUCCUCCGCGAGGUGGACUACCUGGUGUGCGUGGACGUGGACAUGAAGUUCAGCGACCAGGUGGGCGUGGAGAUCCUGUCCCCCCUCUUCGGCACCCUGCACCCCAGCUUCUUCAGGGCGCCCCGCGAGUCCUUCACCUACGAGCGCCGGCCACAGUCCCAGGCCUACAUCCCCAGAGACGAGGGGGACUUCUACUACGCAGGAGGCUUUUUUGGGGGGUCAGUGGCCGAGGUUCUCCGGCUGACCUCAGCCUGUCACCAGGCGAUGGUGGUCGAUCAGGCCAAUGGGAUCGAGGCCGUGUGGCAUGACGAGAGCCACCUGAACAGGUACUUUGUCUACCACAAGCCCACCAAGGUGCUGUCCCCGGAGUACCUGUGGGACGAACAGAUGCUGCAGAGGCCGCCUUUCCUCAAGAGACUGCGCUACGUGGCGGUGCCCAAGAAUCAGGCCGAAAUCCGGCACUGAGGAGCCCGGGGCCCGGGAUGUCUCCCGACAAGGCGGCCGCCUUAGCAGGGCUUCCCCUGGGAAGGGACGGACCAGGGAUGUGGUGCUGAGUGCCUGGGUUUCAGAGUCCUUUUCCCCGGGAGGCUCCCUCAUCCUCAGUAUAAACCGGGCUGUCCUUCAAGGUGCCUGCAAGGUCGCCCUCCCCGGGAAGCCUUCUUUGAUUGACUUUUCCUCCUACCACUGAGAUGCACGGCUCCAUGCUCUGCGUCUCUGUGAAGCCCAGAGCGUCUCCUCCUGGCCAAGCCCUGCCCUUCUGCCUCCAUUUCCCAUUGGUCUUGGUCCUCACAAUGUGGGCUCCUGCGGGCAGAGGUGAGGAUCUCUUCUUUGUACACGCCAGCACCCACACAGUGCCUGAUGCCCAGAGACUCUCGAAACAUGACCCCUCAAAGCCCGGUGGACCCUGUUCCCAGACAAUGGGCGAGGCCCAGCCUGAAAGCGCGCUUCUGGGUUUGGUUUGUGUGCAUCGGUACCUGGUGGCUUUGGGUUGUUUUUCUGUUUCUUACGGAUUUGUGGGAGUUUGUUAUUGCUUAAGGUGUUAGUAUUUUUCUCAGACACAAGCUAAGAAUCUCUUCUUCUGGUUUUUAUGUUGCUACUACAACUCUUUUAACAUGGGUGAAUUUAAGAAUUCCUUUCCUGCUUCAAAAUCAUGAAGACAGUGUCUUCUGUUAGAAGAUAGUGUCCAGAAGUUUUAUGUUUUUGCCUCACACUUAGGUCUUUAAUCUACUGACACUGACUUGUGUGUGCUUUUAAUGUCAGGAUUUGAUUUAAUUUUCCUGUCUCUGGAUAACCAUUAUCUGAGCACCACUGAUUGAAAACCCAUUUGGAAACUUAUGGAAAAGGUCUUUUCCCUGACUUGCAAUAUCAUCGGCCUCCUAGUGUCGCCCGUCCCCAUGUGCCUGGGUCUGUCUGUGGGUCUGUGCUUGUGGCCAUACCCCCUCUUGUUACUGGAGGCCCGUAAUCCAGUCUCCAUCCGGGCCACACGCCCUCCCGCCUGUUUGCUCACGAGCACUUUGAUUGCUCUCGGCUCUUGCAUUUCCACGUCACUUUUAAAUCUUCUGUCAAAUUGCAGAAAGGA